AUGAGAGAGGUCAACUUCAGCAUUCCCAAUGUCAACAAGGCCUCGGUCCAUAUCACCACUACCCUUUAUGACCGCCGGGCUUUAGACUGCACCUCGACACUGCCUCUCAUCAACUCUCUGAAUCAUCUAGCUUAUUUGACCACUUCCUCCGCCCGCAUACGAGACAUACUCACCGUCGACGGUGGCAUUGAACGCCUGGUGUGCAUAUUGAAAGAAGGCAGAAGCAAGGAUGAGAUGCAUAUGUGGAAGUGGAAUCUUGCCUUUCAAUGCAUUGUCAACAUAGGCGUUCGAGGGUCUGAAAAUGUCCGUACUCGUGUAGUGGAAGCAGACAUGGUCCCGGUGAUCGCAACCAUUCUAUGGGAUUAUAUUCUAGUGGUCGAAAUGGAGAAGGCCAAGGUCGACGCCGAACAGGAAAAGCGCAACGGUUCGAAGCACUCUGGUAGCUCCAAGGCUUCGAGACUCUCGCGGGACGUGACACAGGAUACUGCCUCCCGAACUUCAUUCUUCGAGCACCUGAACGCCACCGCAGAUCAGCGUUCAACUCGUCGACAAGCUCCUCCCCCAUCGCUCGACCUGCCUCAAUCCUUCUCACAGACGUUUGGUGCCAUGGAUUCUGGUCCUACCGAAGGCGGCGCUCCUUCCACAGUUUUCACAUCCCCUCCGGAACGAACUAUAUUCCCUCGACGUGACUUGCGCCAUCAUAGCAGGGGUCAUGAAAGCAGGGGAUCCCUCCACAGAUCCGGGAACAUGCAACCUCCCGCGACUGCUGUCCCUUCGAUAGAUACUCCUGACGGCUUUUCGCUGCGACCAGUACGUGAAGUGGACAGACUGCCGUCGAUGUUACCAUCUCUGAAUACGGGCGUCACAUCCCAUCCUGACUCACCCACCACGCCUUCUGCGCCAAUUUCUCGAGAACUACUUUCGCCCAUUGGUCGUCGCCUCAGGAGGCCGUCCAUACGUCACCAGAACUCGACCGGUGAUGACCCCGACGAUGUUGUAUUGGAAGAUAUCACCGGUCCCGAAGAAGACAUUGUUGACCCCGAAGGCGCGGCCGAAGGUCAAAGCAGGGUACAGACCCGAGAUCCCAGUCCCCAUGAUCCGAACAGCGUCGAUGGGCGCCAACCGCUCACACUAACCAUCCCUCCCCCGCAAGGCCGAGAGAUUGACGAUGUUAGUAUCGCCCAGCAGACGCCAAUCGUCGCUGGUAUGGCCAAUCCCUUGGGACCUACGGCACAUGAAGCCUUGGGAGUGUCUCCUAUCCCUAACGCACCUGCAACCGCGGCUUCCCCUGCCAUCCCCCUGAAUGCAUAUCCUAAUUUUUUCCUCCGAAACGCAACCUCGACAGCCUCGACGACUGCUUUGAUGCCCCGAGACGAGGAUGUCUUGAUGGGUCUGCAGUUGCUAGCAUACAUUUCGAAGUACUGCUACCUUCGCCAAUAUUUCCAGAAAACCCAUUUGGUCCCAAGGCUACGUAUCGAUCGCGAGGUUGAGCGUAUUUAUGGGCCGAUAAGGGGCGCACCACUUCCAGAGCCCACUGAAGAUGAAGACGAAGAGUUCUUGCAACCCGACGACUAUAACAUAUUCCCUUUGGUGGAAAAAUUCACUAUCCGACACCACUCAAAGGACAUGCAGUACUGGGCGUGCGUUGUUAUGCGCAAUUUGUGCAGGAAAGACGACGCUAGGGGAGGCAUACGCCAGUGUGCCAAUUACCAAUGUGGAAAAUGGGAGGAGUAUACGCGACAAUUCGCGAAAUGCAGGCGUUGCCGGCGGACUAAGUAUUGCAGCAAGGAAUGCCAACGCGAAUCAUGGAGCAUGCAUAGGCACUGGUGUCACCUUGAAAAUGUCUAUUUAAGCAGGCGAUCGAACACAUGA
Messenger RNA from Capronia epimyces CBS 606.96, 1872 nucleotides. RefSeq lists its product as uncharacterized. The coding region runs from base 1 to 1872 and encodes 623 amino acids. The record is from RefSeq and is a predicted model, not a curated record. The transcript has 2 exons. Gene Ontology annotation, cellular component: MUB1-RAD6-UBR2 ubiquitin ligase complex. Lineage: Eukaryota; Fungi; Ascomycota; Eurotiomycetes; Chaetothyriales; Herpotrichiellaceae. Gene Ontology annotation, biological process: ubiquitin-dependent protein catabolic process; establishment or maintenance of cell polarity.